GCGGUGGUUUCCGUCGUAAUGUAAUAGAGCAUCAGAUUGAAGUACUGAUAAAAAUAGUAUUGAAUUUUGGUGCUUUAUCACUCCUUUUCCCUUUAUUUGUUUAGUAUACAUAUUUUAAGAGUUUUUUUUUCUAAAUGAAUAUGUGAAGAAGGGCUUUUCCUCUCACACCAAAAGUAUUAACUGAGCUUGCAUGUUCGCGCCAUUUGCCAUGACAGCGGUACGAGCUUUGGUGCAGACCUGAUAGAUUAAUAUAUUAUAAUUUUUUUUUUAAUCAAGAGAGGAAGAACUUAGGAAGAAAAAAAAUGGAAAUUGGUGGCAAUGGCGAUGCUAAAAGUAGUUUAUUUCGUGAUGCGUUUAGAAGCAGUAAUUCCGGCUCUUUGGAGGAGUCUGGACCAUCGCACGAACAAGACCAGAUAUGUGAUAUAUGCAGCGACAAGCUGUGCAAGCCGCGCGUGCUGUCGUGCCUGCACGUGUUCUGCGAGGCGUGCCUGGACCACCUGGGCCCGCUGGUAGACGAGGCGGGCGACACCUGCAAGGAGGGGCAGCUCGAGUGCCCCACCUGCAAGCAGGAGACCAAGGUGGGCUGCAAGGGCGCCAGCUCGCUGCCGUGCGACUACGUGCUCACCAACCUGCUGGACAUGUGCGCCAUCGAGAGCACGGCCGUGCUGUGCACCAGCUGCAAGGCCAAGGAGCAGGCGGUGGCCCGCUGCUCCGACUGCGCCCACUUCCUCUGCCCCAACUGCAACACCGCCCACCAGUUCAUGCGUUGCUUUGAGAACCACCACGUGGUCAGCUUUGACGAGCUGAAGAGCUCCCUGGAAGCGGUCCCCAUACACAAGCCGAUAUUCUGCGAGUCGCACCCGACCGAAACCAUUGCGUUCUACUGUGUGACGUGUCAGGUGCCAAUCUGCAAGGACUGCCUGGGGCAGGGCCACGCCGGCCCCGACCACCGGCACGAGCGCCUGGGCGAGGCGGAGGGCCGGCAGCGCGAGGAGCUGGCGGCGCUGGCGGCCGAGAGCCGCGCCAAGCUGGGCCACUGCGAGGAGGCCAGCGGCCGGCUGGAGGGCUGCCUGGGGGAGCUGCAGGCGCAGCAUGACGCCGCGCGCGACCUGGUGCACGAGACCUUCCACAGCUGCAAGGCCGUGCUGGAGCGGUGCCGCGACGCCGCCCUCGAGCGGCUGCAGCAGCUGCACUCGGCCCGCGAGCUGCGCGUCAUGGACACCCUCGACAGCCUGGAGAAGACCAUGGAGAAGAUAACGGACGCGUGCAAGUUCACGUCGCGACUGCUGGAGCACGGCAGUCCGCCCGAGGUCCUGUCGCUCAAGAAGAUGGUGGGCGCCCAGCUACUGUACCUGAUCAACAACACGCCCAAGUCCGAAGUCAGCACCACCAUCGAGUUCGUCACGGACAUCGAAAAGUUUGAAGCUGCCGUCAAGGCGACGUUCGGCAGCUUCAAGGCGGACGCGAGCGUGACCCCGAAGGAGGCGCCGCCCUCGCCCCCGCCCCCGCCGGCGGCGCCGGUGUUCUCCGGGCUGCUGGGGCCUCCCGAGCCCCCGCCCCCGGCCCUGCGCGGCCUCACCAGCAUCCAGGAGUACAACCUGCAGCAGCUGGCCAGCCUGGCGGAGAAGGAGGCGGUGGCUGCCCCGCGCCGCGACCCCGGCCCGGGGUCCGGCCCGCCCACGCCGUCCUUCAGCCUGGUGGACCUGUUCUCCGGCGACCACGCCAUGAACAACCUGCAGGCGCUGGCCAAGCUGGGCGGCGUGGCGCUCGACACCCAGGGUCAGAUCGUGGCGAGUGGCGCGUCGCCCAUGGGCCUGGCGGUCUCCGGCUCGUCGUCAGCCGUGGCUAGACCCGUGACCACCCCACCACCGCCACCGCCACCGCAGGUGCUGCCCCAGACCCUGGGUGCGCUCCUCAACGACCUGGCGACGGGCGUGCUGAACGGCGGGGCGGACGUGCUGGGGCGGGGGCCCUCGCCCAGCCUCUCCAUCAGCACCACCAUCGCGUCGCUCAACGGCGGGACGGCCUUCUCCACGCUGUCCGGGACCCCGUCGCCCAUCCUCUCCCAGCCAGACGAGCUGGAUCCUCUGCCCCCGGCGCUGGCGCUGAACGGCGGCGGGGUGGGGGGGCCGGCCCCCAGCGGCUUCCAGCUGAUGCGCAGCACCUCGGGCAAGGCCACGCCCAUGCAGAUCCGCUACAAGUACGGCCAGCUGGGGCCGGGCAAGGGCCAGUUCAACUCCCCGCACGGCUUCUGCCUGGGCGCGGAGGAGGACAUCAUCGUGGCCGACACCAACAACCACCGAAUUCAGACGUUCGAGAAGACGGGCACGUUCAAGUUCCAGUUCGGUAUCCCGGGUAAGGAGGAGGGUCAGCUGUGGUACCCGCGCAAGGUCGCGGUCAUGCGCAACUCCGGCAAGUUCGUGGUGUGCGACCGUGGCAACGAGCGCUCCCGCAUGCAGAUCUUCACCAAGAGCGGACACUUUAUCAAGAAGAUCGCCAUCCGGUACAUUGACAUAGUGGCCGGGCUGGCUGUGACGGCCCAAGGACACAUUGUGGCCGUCGACAGCGUGUCUCCGACUGUGUUCGUGAUCUCGGAGGUGGGAGACCUGCUGCGCUGGUUCGACUGCAGCGACUACAUGCGCGAGCCCUCCGACAUUGCCAUCAGCGGGAAGGAGUUCUACGUGUGCGACUUCAAGGGCCACUGCGUGGUGGUGUUCAGCGAGGAAGGGCUGUUCCUGCGUCGCAUCGGCGGCGAGAACAUCACCAACUUCCCCAACGGGAUCGACAUAUCGGACGCCGGGGACGUCCUGGUGGGGGACUCCCACGGGAACCGCUUCCACGUGGCGGUGUUCUCACGCGACGGCACCAUCCUCUGCGAGUUCGAGUGCCCCUACGUCAAGGUGUCGCGCUGCUGCGGCCUGAAGAUCACCUCCGAGGGCUUCAUCGUGACCUUGGCCAAGAACAACCACCACGUGCUGGUGCUGAACACGCUCUACAUCAUGUAGGCGCGCGCGCGGCCGACGCCAACCCUUGAUCUCGCAUCCACUAGUUCUUUUACUUUGCACAAUAUUCGUUUUCUAUGUUGUGUCAUUUUUUGCAAUCAAAUGUAUCAUAUACGUAUAUUGUAAGAAAAGAUUUUUUAAUGUUGAUGCCAUGAAAAAAAAAUUUAAUAUUUUUUAAGUAUCCCUCGUUCUCUCUUGAAGGAGGAGCAAAAAAAAAAAGUGUUUAGUUUUAUACGAGUAGAUUUAAAAUUUAUUGAAAACUCAUUUAGGUCAUGUGAGAUGCAUUUAGCAUAAUCUAAAUAUUUGUGCUGUUAAUGGAAUAUUUUUACUUAUACACUGAUUUUAGUUUUUGAUUUUUACACUAAAUUAUAUUUUUUAGUAAUAGUUGUAUGGUUCCUAAAGAAAUUUUUUAUCUGCAGCUAACGUGUGCUCGUGUGUUUUAUCAGCGAGGAUGUAAACGGUGUUGCAAUCUUAACAAUAUUUGCUCAGGUCGGCUCGCUUGUUUUUUUGUGCGUGCGUCUUGGCGCACGUUCUGUUUAUGUUGUAAUCCUGCAAGUGUAUUUUCUGUCUCGUGUGUUAACUUUUGGACACAGUUUUUGGCCUCGGAUGUAAGUGCAUCUUAUAGCUGUUCUCUGUAUGUACUUUGCGUGUGUGAUGUGUUAAACGGCUGUUCACUUGUGUUCUGUGCGCUGUGUUGUAAGGAGCUAAGAAAAUGGUUUAUUUUUUCGUAGGUGUGUUCAUAUUUUACUGUAGUUAGUCCUAAUGAAUAUCUUUUUAUGUUUCGAUAUUUGAAACAAAGCUGUAUUGUACCCGUCAUCGGUAUCAUUGGUGGCACGUGAGUGUUAUCUUUUUUCCUUUCAGAUCUUAGAGAGUGUAUUUUCCAAAUUUAUCCAGUAUAUUUUGUAUUUCCAUGUGCUGUAUUUUAUUGCACAAAAAAAAAUUUCAUCGAUUUUUGAGCUUUUGCGACUCAUUUUUUCGAAGUGCCUGUGUGGUUAGUGAUGGAACGGAAGGGUUGUUUUUAGUCACGUGGCCAAAAAUAUGCGUUUUAUUUCCCCACUUGUCCCUUCCCACCACUUCACCAAAGGAGGGCAGGACUCGCCCUUAUAGGUCGGGGAGUUUUGCGCUUUCUUGCGCCCUAGUUUUUAGCGUGGCCAUCGGCAGUGAUUCGGGAACCACUUUGUCGCGGCAUCGCCGCCCGCGGCAAGUGGUCGGUAGCUGUUAAUUCUCGCUGUUUUUGAUUGAUCUAGCUCUAUGUAGGAAAAUAUUAUAAAAAAUACACUGUAUUGUAAACAAGCCUGUGAUAUUAGUAUCUUCAGGAUCAGUUGUGACCUUACUAGUUCGUUGUUAUUUUGUCUGGCGCCUAUAUUUACUAGUGGCAAAAAAAAAAUAUUAGCAUUAAGAUUCAUUAUAAACAAAUAUUUCUAUAAUAAAGUGUAUGUAAAUAGUCACAAAUUCUAUCAAAAUCUGUAAGCUUAGGCUGUCCAUGUUUUCAUGCAUGUUGCAGUUUCUUUCCGGUUGUUUUCUGGGUGUGGUGUGCGUGUCAUGUCGGAGGUUGUUACUGUGUCUCGUCGCGUGUUCGCAUGCCGGCGUAAUUUCACGUCUCACACACUCACUUGUUGAAUAUAUUUUUGUUAUUUGCCUUAAGUAACUCAACAAAAAAUUAAGAAUUUUACACAUGCAUACAUCUCUCUAAUAAUUAUACAUGAUAUAUAUUAUACUAUGUAAAACCUGCUCAGAUUUAAAUAUGAAAACUAUACAUGUUUUGAGUAUAUGUAUAAAUAUAUUUACACAACUUUUUGACCUUAUGGGUUGGAAGUCACCCAUCCCUGGUAUUCUUGAAACAAUAAAUAUUUAGGAUCCGCAGGCGAGCCUGGGUGAUUUUCAACCGCAUUUUAAUCCCCAUAUGAUUUACCUCAAAAUAAACAAA
Molecule: messenger RNA, 4929 nt
Organism: Bacillus rossius redtenbacheri
Lineage: Eukaryota; Metazoa; Arthropoda; Insecta; Phasmatodea; Bacillidae
Gene: mei-P26
Product: brain tumor protein
Exons: 15
Coding region: 303-3005 (900 amino acids)
Molecular function (GO): zinc ion binding; protein binding; ubiquitin protein ligase activity
Source: RefSeq, a predicted model, not a curated record